UUUGACCAGUUGUAGGUCUGCAUUGCUGAUGUCCACUGCAAUAGAAGCUUCCCUGAUGAAGGCAAGUGCUGCCUGCACUAAUGUGUCGGUAUAAAGGUUAUCACCUAGCAUAUGUGAGGCUCUAGCACUUGAAGAGGAAAACAAAGGAAGCACAAAGCAUACAGACUUGAAAAAGUGACAUGGAAAGUGGUGCAGACUCAGAUGCUCUCAGUAUCUCUGCCUCCUGGGUCCAAAUGGAGUCCUCUACAGCCUUUGAGAAUAUCACCUUUUAUUAUGAUGAUACACCAAGUCGUCUAUGUGAAAACAAGACCAUCUUUGCUACCUUCUCCACCAUUGUCCUGUACUCUCUGGUAUUUCUCCUCAGCCUGGUGGGUAACAGCCUGGUUUUCUGGGUCUUGGUGAAGUAUGAGAAUCUAGAGUCACUCACCAAUAUCUUCAUCCUCAACCUGUGUCUCUCAGACCUUAUGUUCUCCUGCCUGCUGCCUGUGUGGGCCUCAGCACAACAUUGGGGUUGGUUGCUAGGUGAUUUCCUCUGCAAGGUCCUCAAUCUGAUAUUCUCCAUCAGCCUCUACAGCAGCAUCUUCUUUCUCACCAUUAUGACCAUCCACCGCUACCUGUCUGUAGUGAGCCCCGUCUCUACUCUGGGUAUCCAUACCCUCCGCUGCCGUGUGCUGGUGACCAUAUUCGUGUGGGCAGCCAGCAUCCUGUCUUCCAUCCCUGAUGCUAUCUUCCACAAGGUGAUUUCCCCAAAAUGUGAUUAUUUUGAACUCCGUGGGUUCUUGGCCUCAGUCUAUCAGCACAACAUCUUCUUCCUCCUCUCCAUGGGGAUCAUCCUGUUCUGUUAUAUACAGAUUCUCAGGACCUUGUUUCGCUCAAGGUCCAGACAGAGGCACCGGACAGUCAGGCUCAUCUUCACCAUUGUGGUGGCAUACUUCCUCAGCUGGGCUCCCUACAACCUCAUCCUCUUCCUAAGGACACUGCAGGAAACUGGAAUCAUCCAGCAGACCUGUGAGAUCAGGCAGCAGCUGGACAUGGCUAUGAUCAUCUGCCGCAAGCUGGCCUUCUCCCACUGCUGCUUCAACCCAGUGCUUUAUGUCUUUGUUGGGGUCAAGUUCCGCAGACACCUAAAACGUCUCCUCCAGCAGGUCUGGCUGUGCCGGCAGAAGACAUUUAGCCCUGUCUCAUCCUCCUACUCCCCUGGUGCCUUCAUGUAUGAGGGCCCCUCCUUCUACUGAGAGGAGAGGGCAGCCACACAGAGGUGACUAAGGGAGUUGGAGGAAGGCAAGAAGUGGAUCAGGAAGGAACACUGCAUAUGACACAACAGUGGAGAUGCCAGCAACUACUGCAGGGGUGUGGAGGAAAGAAAUGACAGCUGUGGAAAAGUGGCUUCCAGAUGGGCAAUCCAAAGCAAUACUUCCUGGACUCAGCUCAUCAUUCAUUCUCUCACUUAGACAUAGAUUGUUUAUCAGUGGUUGGUCAGAAGAUCCUAAAUGGAAGAAUUUCCAGGCUUUGGGAGAGCUCAAAGCUCUCAGUAUGUGCUAAUUGUGCAAUGAGGUUUCUGGCGCAUAAGGUUGUCCCAACUGAUCUUUUUCACUUUGGUGGUGGCUGGUUCUGUGCUUCUUUGCAGCUAUUGGAGAAAAUGUCUCCAGGACAAGAAUAAUUACAUCCUCAAAUAAGUGUAGCCACAAUGAAGUCUAGACCAUAAAAAUCCCACUAAACUGAAGAUAGUUCUGUAUUGUGACAACAGCUGCUAACACACAAACUAGCUUUUAAAUAUUCACCCUAUAAUUGAAUGCAAUAUGUGCUACCAUCUGCACUAAGUAAUUAUUUAGACAAUACAAAGAUGAAUAAGAAAAUGUUGCUAAUUUCUAGAUGACACCAAUACAUCCAUGAAGGUUCAGAUAAGCAAAGUCUAUUUAACAAAGGCAUGUUGAAGAUUCCUCUGUCAUUUUCUCUCUUCUAGAUUGAGAGAAAGCUGAUUUCCUACUAUCUGGAUGAUAGUGCCAGCAUUCCCCUUUCAACCAUUCUCCAAACUGAAUCCUCCUCAAGCACUGCCUUCCCUUUCCCUAAGCUCGCAGAGCCAGGUCCUGUGGAUUCUGCCUUUCCAGCAUCUCUCUAGCUCAUGAUAACAUACCCAUGACUUUAUCUCUACAAUGGCCUGUACUCCACAGUGUCUUCCUGUUGCUUCUUUUUAUUCUCUGUUCCAUCUUCCUCCUCCGGAAAGCUACCUGUCUGUGAUUUUUCUUUGAUUUACAGCUUGUUUGCCUGGUGUUUUUCUUUAGAGCUUUAAUAAAAUUGUCAUCAAGUCUC
Peromyscus leucopus (white-footed mouse) is the source of this 2310-nucleotide messenger RNA. It is a transcript of the gene Xcr1, whose product is annotated as X-C motif chemokine receptor 1. Lineage: Eukaryota; Metazoa; Chordata; Mammalia; Rodentia; Cricetidae. Gene Ontology annotation, molecular function: chemokine receptor activity. The record is from RefSeq and is a predicted model, not a curated record. Bases 180 to 1235 code for a protein of 351 amino acids. Gene Ontology annotation, biological process: chemotaxis; G protein-coupled receptor signaling pathway; immune response. The transcript has 3 exons. Gene Ontology annotation, cellular component: membrane.